Messenger RNA from Candidula unifasciata, 638 nucleotides. The record is from the annotation of a GenBank genome assembly. NCBI's taxonomy places the organism in Eukaryota, Metazoa, Mollusca, Gastropoda, Stylommatophora, Geomitridae.
GUAUUGGUAUGGAAGGCAUUACCUGUUUUCUUGCGGGAGCCUGGGGCGCAGGUGGGGGUAACACAUCAUACGCUGAAAACAUCGGAGCUAUAGGAAUCACUAAGGUUGGAAGUCGGGUUGUGAUACAAAUAGCUGGAAUUAUUAUGAUAAUUCUUGGAUGUCUUGGCAAGUUUGGAGCUUUGUUUGUCACAAUACCGGAACCCGUAAUUGGAGGCCUUUUCUUUGUCAUGUUCGGUAUGGUUGGAGCCGUUGGGAUUUCAAACCUGCAAUUUGUAGAUCUCAACUCAUCAAGAAAUCUGUUUGUUUUUGGCGUGUCCAUGUUUUUUGGGUUAAGUGUGCCCACGUGGAUGACCAACCACCCAGAAAGUAUACAAACAGGAAAUCAUAUUGCAAAUCAAGUCAUACAAGUUCUUACAGGUACCAGCAUGUUUGUUGGAGGAGUCUUGGCUUUUAUACUGGAUAAUACAGUGCCAGGUACUAUAGAAGAACGUGGACUUCACGAAUGGAAGAAAGUCACCGCUGCACAAGCUGAAAACGUUGGCAAAACAUAUGAUAUCCCGUUUAUACAAAAGUAUCUAGACCGGAUUUCUUGUUUCAGGUAUGAUUUUAUUCAGACAUUAGUGAAGAAACAGACGUGA